AUGGCUAUUAGAGAAAAUCCUAGAAUUUCCCCUCUAACGCCGUCAACAAUAGUGGAUUCCCCGAUGCCUUCACCAAUGAUGGCUCCUCCAAUGUAUUCUCCAGUGUUUCCUCCAACGACACAACAAAUGGAACCUUCAACAGAUAUUCCUCCAAUUGGUGUAGCAACGUCAAUGAAUAACCCUACAGAGGAUAUCCCUUCAAUUGAUGUAUCAACGUCAAUGAAUAACAAUCCAAAUAACUCUGAUGCCCUAUCACCUAGUCCUACAUUAUCUGGAGGCUAUCUUGCAUGGAAUUUUGAGGAGAAAAUCUUGGAAGUUUCAAAAUCUGCUUUUGGCACGUCGUUAGAGGACCGAGCACCAGCUACCUCUAUGAAUAGAUCGAGCUUGUUGCAGUCAGCUUCGGAGACUAGGGUGAGGAUGGUUCGUAUGCACGGUAUCACUAGUCGUGAUAAUGCCCCAAGGCUUGGCAUGCCUAGAGGUCAUCCUUAUGGGACAGGGAGGGGAGCAGCACCAGCUCCCAACCCAAAGAUAGAGUUGGAGCUGGUAGAGGAGCAUCAGGAUACUCCUAUUCCUAUGCAGCCAGAGGGACCACCACCACCAGCACAGCCCCCAACUACACCAGUUAUGACCCCAGCACUAUAG
This is a messenger RNA of Solanum dulcamara, 642 nucleotides long. RefSeq names its product pollen-specific leucine-rich repeat extensin-like protein 2. The record is from RefSeq and is a predicted model, not a curated record. Lineage: Eukaryota; Viridiplantae; Streptophyta; Magnoliopsida; Solanales; Solanaceae. The coding region runs from base 1 to 642 and encodes 213 amino acids. The transcript has 4 exons.